Lolium rigidum is the source of this 482-nucleotide messenger RNA. Its product is annotated as auxin-responsive protein SAUR36-like. The transcript has a single exon. The coding region runs from base 51 to 482 and encodes 143 amino acids. Gene Ontology annotation, biological process: response to auxin. The record is from RefSeq and is a predicted model, not a curated record. NCBI's taxonomy places the organism in Eukaryota, Viridiplantae, Streptophyta, Magnoliopsida, Poales, Poaceae.
CCUAGCCAGCUGAAUACCUGACACACAAGACUCUGAACUCUCUGAACACCAUGGUGAGUUCAAAGAGACUUGCUCAGAUGGCCAAGAAGUGGCAGAGCGUGGCGGGCAUGGGGAGGAAGAGGCUCACCCGGACAACGACUAACGAGUGCUGCGCAACGUCACCGGUGGCGGUGAAGGGCCACUGCGUGGUGUACACUGCCGACGGAGCGCGCUUUGAGGUGCCGCUGGCAUACCUCGGAACGGCGAUCAUCGGCGAGCUCCUGAGCAUGUCCCACGACGAGUUUGGAUUCGCGAGCGACGGAAGGAUCACCCUGCCGUGCGAUGCGGCGGUGAUGGAGUACGUCAUGUGCCUGCUUAGGAAGAACGCAUCGGAAGAGGUUGAGAGGGCUCUCCUGAGCUCCGUGGUCAGGACUUGCCACCAGGAUAGUGGCUCGGAGCCAUCCAUGGGAGUUACUAGAUCAGUAGCUGUUUCUAGUUUCUAA